AUGAAUCCUUUGGAUGCACAUGUUUACCUUCUAGACAACUGUUGUUAUCGUAGAAAUGCUCCAGUGGAACGCCUUCAUGGUCAGGAUGAGCCUGAGGUCAAGAUCAAUGAAGUGGACACAGACAGCAGCGAUCUGGAGGAAGAUGUCAACGUCGGUAAGGUCUUGCGUCUUGUGCAAUGUUUUAAGAGGCUUUCGAUGAGGACGAUCCUAACUUGACCGUUGAUGCCCAAGAAGGAGAAAGAAUUUCUUAUGAUUCGAAGAAAAAGUCAUGGAUGGCCUCGUGAGUAAACUUGGAAGAAUGAGUAUUAUCAUUUUAGGGCGAGAGUACCUGACAUGCUUAUGGGAAGGUUUAUUGGAAAUCAGGCUUCGAACAAGAAAAAAAUGGAAGAGUCCACGCAAUGCGUUAUUCAGAUUCCCGCCAAGAAAUCAAAUCUUCCUGUCGGUAUGUCAUGGAGAAUAUAUGUAAUUCUAUACCGUAUACUUCAGUAAUUUAUUCCGUUGCCGGUAAAGAAUGUGUGGAGAGUUGUUUGGAUCAGAUAGAUCUGUUUUUGAGUUCCCAGAGAGAGAAAACGAAUCCCUCUCAUUUCGUCUCUUUACCCCUUAAUGUAGAGCCCAUCCUCAGCAAUUACGAAAAGUUUAAGGCUCAAGUAGCGGAAUGCAAGGACGCCAAGGUAACGUUUGUUAUUCUGCAUAAGGUGUUUUCUAGAUUGAUCCCGGUUUAUUCGUCGCAAAAACCAAACUUCAUCUGACCUUGGGAUUGAUGACUUUAUAUGAUGACAACGAGGUGGAGAGGGUUGGGAAGGCUCUCGAUGAGGUUGUACGAACUAAGAUACGGUAAGAACUAUUAUUUUGGCUUGACUAAUUUUCAGGCCAUUGUUGAAAAACAAACCUCUGAAGGUCAGCAUAAAGGGGAUCUCUCACUUUGGAGAUGAAGAAGGGACGGAAACACGGGUGCUGUUUGCCAAGCCUAUUGCCGAAGGUCUAGAAGAAAUUUCUGAACUGAUUUAUCAGGCUUUAUUGGAAACCGACCUUGGGAAGACUCAAAAACGAGAAUUUCGUAUAUUACACAUGACCUUGGCCAAGAUUGGAUACAAAGGAGUGAGUUUUAAUUUAAUGUUUUUUAAAUUUAAUUAACUUUUGUCUUCCAUUAUUACUGAACUGUUUCAGGAUGUGUUUGACGCGACCCCGAUCUUGAGUAAACUGCGCAACUUUGAUUUCGGAACUGUUGAAAUCUCCGAAUUAAGAAUCUGCCUAAUGCACGAAGUAGAAUCUAAAACUGGAACCUAUCCAAUUAGUUAUGUUUCUUCGCUGUUGUGA
Messenger RNA from Bursaphelenchus xylophilus (pine wood nematode), 1317 nucleotides. Lineage: Eukaryota; Metazoa; Nematoda; Chromadorea; Rhabditida; Aphelenchoididae. The record is from the annotation of a GenBank genome assembly.